AAAUACUCCCCCCCUCCCCCCAACCCCCACAUCUCGCAAUCUGUGCGGCGGAGGUGCUUCUCGUCCGGCAGCGGCGUCUGUUGCCGGUAUUAGGAAGCCAACGUUGAGACGUCUUCCUUCGGUCCCAAUCUCACACACCAUGACAGGAAAGAGAUCGACCUCGACCUCGACCUCGACCUCGACCUCGAGUAAGCGAGGAUGCAGUGCUACUCGUACGGCGACGGCGGGGUCAAUCGCCGGUGUAGAUCACAAUACGUACCAUUGUCUAAUAGUCUUAGUUCUGUUUGAGACGCCCUCUGGCUUCGCAAUGUUCGGUAUGAGUGGGGACAGACUCAUUCAACCAAAUGCCCUGCAGGAAAUCUGGGCAAACUUUGGCGUGGACUAUAGGGUAUCCAAAUUCAUUUGGCUGAAGGAAUUUCGAGAAAUCAAGGACAAGUCCAGUGCCAUUAAUCAUGAUACUGGUGUCAGUUGCGACCUUGCUGAGAUGAUCAUGAAGUGGCAUCACCCUGGGCAGAAAAUGGCCGUUGGAAAACCCGAAUAUAAAGAAAUCAUUGAAAGAAGCUUGAGUGUGCCCUGCAUGUUUGAUGAAAUUGUGAUGGAAGUGAUGUGGGGCCUGAAGAAUCUGAUGCAUGUUUUAGUACCCCAAGAAAAAAUGAAGUUGAGCAAGGACGACUACCUCCCAAUGAGCCAAGGAUUGUACAUGCUCCUUAACCGCUAUGGUUUGGAUGUCAAACCAGAGAUGGUUACUGACUCUAUUAUUAAGCUGGCAUGCUUCUUGCUUGAUUGCGAAUACUGUGAUGUGAAAAACUCCAAGCACUUGCGCUGGACUGGUGAAUACAUUGAGAAACGGUCUGGCAUUAAAUGUUUAGACUGGGAUUUGAUGAAACUUGCUACGGGUAUUAAGAUCAUAUGUUACCCCACAGAAAGAUCUACAGCUGAGGAAGCGAUGUUUACACAAGAUGAGCUGUCGAAGUUAGUGAAGGAUGCACAUAAGUAUGAAGGGAAGAUCCGUAAGAGAUCUUUCAUGAAUGCCUACAGCGAGAUGGUUGAAGCCCGUCAACUUAUUCCUAUGGCACAAAAACAACUGGAGGACUUGGUAAAGGAGGCCAAAGAUGCAUGUGAAGCUGAACAAAGCACAUGAACGCAAUAAGCCAGUCAGUAGCAUGAGAGAAGAACACAGUCGCAUGAGAGAAGAACUCAGUCGCCAAGAAUAUCACAUUUCCUUAAGGGAGAACUGGUUUUGAAAUCCUAUCCUGGACACUGGAUGGUGAGGCUGCCUGAAGCUGCCAUCCUGGACCAAAGCGUUGCAUUCGUGUGUUUUUCUCUGUUUAAUUAUCGACAAUGGGAACUCACUAGUAAUUCGACCAGCGUUAUCUACUCUUGAUUGCUUUUGAUGUUUCUUUUCCUAUCAAAUAGUUAAACUUCAGGUUCUCGAAA
Molecule: messenger RNA, 1437 nt
Organism: Oryza sativa Japonica Group (Japanese rice)
Lineage: Eukaryota; Viridiplantae; Streptophyta; Magnoliopsida; Poales; Poaceae
Product: nucleolar protein 58
Cellular component (GO): small-subunit processome; box C/D methylation guide snoRNP complex
Molecular function (GO): snoRNA binding
Source: RefSeq, a predicted model, not a curated record